This is a messenger RNA of Lindgomyces ingoldianus, 1092 nucleotides long. Its product is annotated as retinol dehydrogenase 12. The record is from RefSeq and is a predicted model, not a curated record. The transcript is spliced from 3 exons. The annotation marks the transcript as partial. NCBI's taxonomy places the organism in Eukaryota, Fungi, Ascomycota, Dothideomycetes, Pleosporales, Lindgomycetaceae.
CUAAACGCCCACUGAUGCCAUGAAACUAACAAUAUUCAUAACACCAGAUCCUUGCCCUCAAACAAUAUUUAGAGCAAAAUGGCCACUCCAAUGAGCUGGGGGACUUACCUUCCCAUGCUUCUCCGCUCUCAAUUUCUCCGGAGCAUCCCAUACCCGACAACUUCCUUCGCAGGGCAAACUGUGAUCGUAACUGGAUCCAACACAGGGCUUGGUCUCGAGGCCGCGCGCCACAUUGUUCGCCUAGGUGCUGCAAAAGUCAUCCUUGCAGUACGCACGAUCUCCAAAGGCGAAGCCGCCGCGGCCAAUAUCCUCAAAUCCACCAAUGCCACCAAGAACACGAUUGAAGUUUGGCCACUCGAUUUAUCUCGCUCUAGUUCUAUCAAGGAGUUUGCCGUGAAAGCAGCGAGACUAGACCGAUUAGACGCGCUAGUUCAAAAUGCUGGUAUUCUAACGCAGAGAUUUGGACUCGUAGAAGGAAACGAAGCACAUAUCGGCGUAAAUGUUGUUGGGGCAGUAAUGCUGGGCUUGCUGAUUCUCCCAAAGCUGAAGGAAACAUCGAAGAGAUUUCAUGUUAGGACCAGGCUUUCGUUCGUUGGAUCCGAUAUGCAAUAUGUUGCCCAAUUCAAAGAAGCACGGACAACAGGAUCAUUGUUCGACGCGUUGAAUAGAGAGGAAGAGGCGAAUAUGGGAGAUAGGUAUGCAACUUCGAAGCUUUUGCUUCUGUAUGCUGUCCGGGAGAUGGCUGCUCGAAGUCCGCCAACGCCAGGCUCGGAUGUCAUUAUCAAUUUCAUGACACCGGGUGCAUGCAAGAGCGAUCUCUUUCGAGACGACCUAUCCUGGGUUUUCUUUAUGGUCCAAAGAAUUAUGAUGGCAAUUUUCGCCCGAACCACCGAGGUAGGCGGUCGGACCUUGACGGACGCCGUACGGCCAGAUCUUAGCAAUGAAGCCCAUGGUGCAUUUCUGAUGGACUGCAGGGUGGUUCCGAACGGUUCAAGCGUCGAGAGCGCCAAAGGACAGCUACUCCAGCAACGGUUCAACAAGGAGUUGUUUGCAAGGUUAGAAGCGAUUUCACCUAGAGUGACAAAGAUACUU